AGUUCGUCGCAUCCGCUUCUCACACACACGCGCGAGAAGUCUUGUUUUCACGAGGAAAGACCCAAAAACUCUCUCUGAUUUCUUCCCAUGUGGCCGAGGACGACUUUGUAACCUUUUUGCCGAAGGGAUCGAUAGAGACUCUUGCGUGAGGAUUUUCAAUUUGUGUUCGGAAAUAAUAAUCCAUGGCAGCGCCACCAGCACGGGCUCGUGCAGAUUACGAUUACCUCAUUAAGCUUCUUCUUAUAGGCGACAGUGGUGUGGGGAAGAGUUGUCUGCUUUUGCGGUUUUCUGAUGGUUCCUUCACCACCAGUUUUAUCACAACUAUUGGGAUUGAUUUUAAAAUAAGAACCAUUGAACUUGAUGGCAAACGCAUUAAGUUGCAAAUCUGGGACACAGCUGGUCAGGAGCGAUUUCGAACGAUCACCACAGCUUAUUACCGUGGUGCCAUGGGCAUCUUGCUGGUCUAUGAUGUUACUGAUGAAGCAUCUUUUAAUAAUAUUAGAAAUUGGAUUCGCAACAUUGAACAGCAUGCAUCUGACAAUGUAAACAAGAUACUUGUGGGCAACAAGGCUGAUAUGGAUGAGAGUAAAAGGGUUGUGCCUACAUCGAAAGGUCAAGCUCUUGCUGAUGAGUAUGGCAUCAAGUUCUUUGAAACUAGUGCAAAGACAAACAUGAAUGUGGAAGAGGUUUUCUUUUCAAUAGCAAGAGACAUCAAGCAAAGGCUUGCAGAAACAGACUGUAGAGUUGAGCCUCAAACAAUCAAGAUAAAUCAACCAGAUGCGGCUGCCAGUGGUGAUCAAGCUGCCCAGAAAUCAGCCUGCUGCGGUAAUUAGCUGAUGUAAUUGAUGACGCAGGAAAUUGGCACGUGUAGUUGUUUCUCUGUAAUUCCAGUAUUUUUUGACGGAGUAUUUUAAAAAAUUGUUUGCUUUUAGUUUGUGGAAUUUGUUGUUGCUGGUUUAUGUGCUUCCCCUUCUCAUUGUAAUCUCAGUCGAAAAGAUAUUUUGAUUCACAAGAUUUGGGUAGAAUAUCAUCGGGAAUCUCCACGUCUGGCAAGAUUAAAUGUCCUUUGAUACAUGAGAAUUGGGUUAAAAAAAAUGGAAAUAGAAUUGGAAUCCAAGUUACGAUGUGUUUGGUA
Molecule: messenger RNA, 1135 nt
Organism: Neltuma alba
Lineage: Eukaryota; Viridiplantae; Streptophyta; Magnoliopsida; Fabales; Fabaceae
Product: ras-related protein RABE1c
Exons: 9
Coding region: 183-833 (216 amino acids)
Molecular function (GO): GTP binding; GTPase activity
Source: RefSeq, a predicted model, not a curated record